ACCAUUAUCUUCAACUCUAAGUUUUGAUUUUUUUAUGCCAAAUUUACAGGGAAUUUUCCAAUCUCAAGGGAGAAUAUUAAAGAGGAUGCAACUUAUGCCUUCCUCCUCAACUUCUGAUGUUGGUGCAAGGAAUAAUAAAGUGAACAAAGUAAAAAAUUUCACUGCUGACAUCGACCCUGAGAGGGAGAUGAGGUAUAAAGAAAAGGGGUUGAAACGCCCUCACGAGUUAGCAACCCCAACUGCUAGACCAUCACAACAGCCAGUGGAGGAUUCCAAGUACAAAAGUAGAAGGGCAGAACACGAGGGUUCUUCGUCACAGAGGAGGUGCAAAGCUAAAUUGCAAAGGAAAGCGUGAAGGCUUGCGAAGGUUCAGAAGCCGAGGCUGAGGUUAGCUGACAAAUUUUUCUACAUCAAAUACGUGGAAUGGGAUGCAAUAAAUUUAACAGGGUUCUUCACUGCAUUUCUAAUGGAUUUUAUCUUGAAAAUUGAUAUGUACAUUUUAUCACUGAG
Messenger RNA from Olea europaea var. sylvestris, 510 nucleotides. RefSeq names its product protein LEO1 homolog. The transcript is spliced from 2 exons. The record is from RefSeq and is a predicted model, not a curated record. The coding region runs from base 35 to 355 and encodes 106 amino acids. NCBI's taxonomy places the organism in Eukaryota, Viridiplantae, Streptophyta, Magnoliopsida, Lamiales, Oleaceae.